Messenger RNA from Pseudopipra pipra, 939 nucleotides. Its product is annotated as ATP-dependent DNA helicase PIF1-like. Lineage: Eukaryota; Metazoa; Chordata; Aves; Passeriformes; Pipridae. The transcript is spliced from 4 exons. Bases 146 to 610 code for a protein of 154 amino acids. The record is from RefSeq and is a predicted model, not a curated record.
GCUCUGUCCUGCAAUAGGCAGGAUAGGAGAUUGUGGCCAUGUCAGCCUGAUGUGCUCAUGCUUCCUGGAAAGAAGUUUAGCUGCAGGUGGCUGAACAGGCUGUAAACCCAGUGCACUGAAGGAUUUUUCUUUUUCUCUGUAGGUGAUGCUAGCAAAGAAUCUGGAUGUGUCUCAAGGGCUGGUGAACGGGGCACGAGGCGUUGUUGUAGGAUUUGAAAGUGAACAGAAGGGGCUGCCUAAGGUGAGGUUUCUCUGUGGGGUCACACAGGUCAUAAGAAUGGAGAAAUGGGUCUUCAAAGGACCAUCAGGAGUUCACCUGAGUAGUCAACAGCUGCCUUUAAAAUUGGCAUGGGCCAUUUCCAUUCACAAGAGUCAGGGCAUGUUUUUAGAUUGUGUGGAAAUCUCCCUGUCUCGUGUCUUUGAAAGUGGGCAGGCUUACGUAGCCCUCUCCCAAGCCUGUAGCCUUGCAGGUCUCCAUGUUCUGGAUUUUGACCCAAAAGUAGUGAGAGCUGAUCCUUCUGUGCUGCAGUGCUAUAGACAGUUAAGAAGUCAACAGCUUUUAACCCAGAAGCCGUCGGAGAAGAAAGAAGAGCCAGGACUGGAACUUUGAGGCAAGAGCGAAGAAGAGGAGCAGCAGCGUCGAGCUCAAGAGGGAGCACGACAGAGACCCUCUGGGCAAAUGCACCUCCCUGGCCCCCCCCGGGCAGGGAUCCGUAAGAGUCCGGCGGUCAGCUUCAGGCUGCCCCGGCUGGCUUUGCGCUGGGCGACCUCCCUGUAAGCAGGGCUGGGUCUUUGCUUUGCUUUGCUGGCCUUUGGCCAUGGCGCUCCUUUGGCUGCCCGGAGAGAGGGGCAACCCUGUAAGGAGGGUGAGAGCCCCCCUCUCCGCACCCAAGGGGGGAAACGGAGCUCUCCCGACCGCCAGCCCGCCCUGUCAUCAGG